CCCGCGGAAACGACGUUGUUGGUUCCCCACCAUUGUUUGUCCUCGUCGGACACCACCCAUUUUGCACCACACGUCUGUCGAAGCGCCCACGACAAAAAAAAAUGAAUCUUUUGCUCCGUGAUAGUGAUCAAUGCACCACCCAGAUUUUUUUAAAGCUUUUUACACGCGUGCACAUCUGCGAGUCCUCUGCGAUUCUUUCACUGGGUAAUGCGGUAUCCAGUUUUCUUCCUAGUUCAUACCGAUUGGCGUAGCUUCCAAGACUCCCUUGUCUUGGUUCCGUUUGUCAAUCUUGUUCCGGGAUUUCUAGAUUUUUCGCAGAAUCCCGUGAUUCUUUGGAAAUAAAGUUACUAUAUAAGGAGAGAUCUAAGGUGAGAUUGGUGUUUUCGGGUGGUGGUGGUGGUGGUACUUAGCAAAAAAGUGAGGCGUGUGGGGGUGACAUUUGCGAGCUGGUUAUUAUGGAGCUGAAACUGUUGGACGCAAAGUCUCUGUUUGCAUCACAGGCUAGCCACAUGGGAAAAAGAUUGUGCUCACGCUCAUUCUCAAACUUGCAGGCCUCUUGUUGCGGAGGUGCUUUAGUUAAGGCUUCUUAUUCAAGGUCAUCAAGGGAUACACAUCUGUCGGUCAGAGCUGUAGGUUCAGUUGCUCAGGAUAAACUUUCUACGGAAACUUAUUCAAUUCACAUAAACGGACUAAAGCCUGCAAAUUCUAGUCCGUAUUCCUGUGAGUUGAGAGUACUUGAUGCCUAUGAUGAUGAGUAUGGGGGAGCUCUUGUUGAUCCAGAAAAAUUACCAGCCGAAGCAAAUCUAUUUGCCUCAAUGCUUCGUUUAUCCCUUAGUCGAUGGAAAAUAGAGGGAAAGAAGGGAAUUUGGCUUAAGUUACCAUCAGAGUUGUCUGAGUUUGUUCCGAUAGCUGUUAAGGAAGGUUUUCAAUACCAUCAUGCUGAAAGAGGGUAUGUCAUGCUGACAUACUGGAUUCCCGAUGAACCUUGCAUGCUUCCUGCUAAUGCUUCUCAUCAAGUAGGAGUUGGAGGUUUCGUUGUCAAUGACAAAAAUGAGGUUCUCGUAGUGCAAGAGAAGUACUGUCCUCCAACAUGCCUUGGCCUCUGGAAGUUACCGACUGGAUUUAUUCUUGAGUCGGAGGAGAUUUUUGCUGGUGCUGUCAGAGAAGUCAAGGAGGAAACAGGGAUUGAUACAGAGUUUAUGGAAGUGAUAGCAUUCAGGCAUGUUCACAAUGUGGCCUUUCAAAAGUCAGACUUGUUCUUUAUCUGCAUGCUAAAACCCCUAUCGACCCAGAUCGUUGUUGAUAAUUUUGAGAUUGAAGCAGCCAAGUGGAUGCCGCUGGAAGAGUUCCUUGAGCAGCCACUCAUCCAAGGCGAUUCAAUGUUCAAGAAAAUUAUUGACAUCUGCAUUGCUCGGCUUGGGCAAAGUUACUGCGGUUUAUCGGCUUAUCAAGUAAUUUCCAAGUUCGACGGCAAGCAAUCCUCCCUGUACUAUAACGUCGUCGAUUCUCGAGAUUCAAACUGCCAGGCAAGCUGAAGCUCUGUGGGUUUUCGAAUAUGAGCUUAGUCCAUUCAUUGCCAUCUCCAGCAGUCAUAGUACUGAAUGUUGCAGCAACGGGCAAGAUGAACAUGUAAUUACAGAGGUCUUCCUUGAUGUACGUAGUUAUCCUAAAGCAGAGAACGUGACAGGCAUUGUAUAUACAAGGUGUUCGGUGUAUAUUCCACUUAGUUGUACUUGAGCGAACACGCUGAAAGAUGAAUGAAGGUGAUUUCUCUAUCAA
Molecule: messenger RNA, 1779 nt
Organism: Syzygium oleosum
Lineage: Eukaryota; Viridiplantae; Streptophyta; Magnoliopsida; Myrtales; Myrtaceae
Product: nudix hydrolase 8-like
Exons: 9
Coding region: 456-1535 (359 amino acids)
Molecular function (GO): ADP-ribose diphosphatase activity; NADH pyrophosphatase activity; NAD binding
Source: RefSeq, a predicted model, not a curated record